Molecule: messenger RNA, 1738 nt
Organism: Rosa chinensis
Lineage: Eukaryota; Viridiplantae; Streptophyta; Magnoliopsida; Rosales; Rosaceae
Product: probable pectinesterase/pectinesterase inhibitor 20
Exons: 2
Coding region: 5-1639 (544 amino acids)
Biological process (GO): cell wall modification
Molecular function (GO): pectinesterase activity; pectinesterase inhibitor activity
Source: RefSeq, a predicted model, not a curated record
CAAUAUGGGUUCACAACCAUUCUCUGUGUUCAAACUCUCGACUCUCAUUCUUCAUCUUAUUCCCAUCCUUUUUGCCUCUCGAUCUUUAGCUGCAGAGGCAGGUUGUGAAACUGAUCCAGUAUCCAAAGAAAUCAUUUGCGAAUUCACCCCUAACCCUUCAUAUUGCAAGUCCAUGCUACCCAACCAAACAAACAAUGUGUAUGACUACGGCCGUUACGCGGUCCGGAAAUCAUUAUCACAAUCCCAUAAAUUACUUAACUUGGUGAACAAGUAUCUCCAACGCAACUCGACUCUCUCCAAAACCGCAAUCCUCGCCCUUGAAGAUUGCAAGCUUCUUGCAGAACUCAACGUAGAUUUUCUUGCAAGCUCCCUACAAACCCUCAACGACAGUAACCGAACACUUCCCAGCUCGAAAGCCGAGGACGUCCAUACCUGGCUCAGUGCCGUCCUAACAAACCAGCAAACAUGCUUGGAUGGAGUACAAGCAACUUCUUCAUCAUCUUGGAGGAGUAUGAAAAAUGGACUUUUGCUCUCCAACAACACGAACCUUUAUAGUGUUUCUCUAGCUCUGUUCACGAAGGGAUGGGUGCCUGAAAAUGAGGAAGAGGAGGAGAGGGAGGAGGAGGGGGAGGUGAUCACAUGGAGGAAACGGCUGCUUCAGAAUUUUGGUGACGUGCUGGUGAGGGAGACUGUCACUGUGAGUCAGGACGGAAGUGGGAAUUUCACCACCAUAACCGACGCUGUUGCCGCAGCUCCGGUUAACACUAAAGGUUUAAAUGGUUACUUCUUGAUUUAUAUCAAGGCAGGAGUUUAUGAAGAGUAUGUGAACAUUGCAAAUACUAAAAACUAUCUGAUGAUGAUUGGUGAGGGCAUCAACCAGACUGUCAUAACAGGCAAUCGGAGUGUUGUAGAUGGCUGGACAACUUUCAAUUCAGCAACAUUUGUGGUAAUUGCACCAUGGUUUGUAGCAGUGAACAUAACCUUCCGCAACACCGCCGGAGCAAUCAAACACCAAGCCGUCGCCGUCCGAAACGGUGGAGAUUUGUCCGCAUUCUAUAAUUGCAGCUUCGAAGGGUACCAAGACACCUUAUACACACAUUCCCAAAGACAAUUCUACAGAGACUGCAACGUCUACGGAACAGUAGACUUCAUAUUUGGAAACGCAGCAGCUGUUUUCCAAAAAUGUAACAUUUACCCCCGGCUUCCGAUGCGUGGGCAGUUCAACGCCAUUACGGCUCAGGGUCGAGCAGACCCGAAUCAAAACACCGGCAUUAUGAUCCACAACUGUACCAUCAGAGCAUCCGAUGACUUGGCUUCGGACAAGGGAACUACCAGGACUUAUCUAGGGAGGCCAUGGAAGGAGUACUCAAGGACUGUGUACAUGAAAUCCUUCAUGGAUGGUUGCAUAGAUAGGGACGGUUGGAGUAAAUGGACUGGAGAUUUUGCUUUAAGCACAUUGUAUUACGCCGAGUAUAAAUGUCAGGGCCCUGGAUCGAACACUAGUAGAAGAGUUACAUGGCCAGGUUACCAUAUAUUGAAAAAAGCUAAGCAAGUUAAAAAGUUUACAGUGUCCAAGUUCUUGCUUGGGAAGAAGUGGCUGCCUCAAACUGGAGUGCCAUUUUCCGGUGGGUUGAUUUAGCAUAAGUAGGGACUUCAAAAAGAAAAUAGUAAUAAUCUUGAUUGGAUAUGUCUUUAUGAUGUUUGAAUUUCUAGCUUAUCAUUUCUUGUAUAUAUGGUC